ACAACCUGUGUGGUGUCUUCCCCGGCAGGGAGCUCGCAGUAUCCAAAGCUGAAACAUGGAGGCUGAACACCUGUGAUAUCAAAGAGCGGGAGUCAGACCUGAACCAUGAAACUCGCCGCUGUGGCCUUUUACGGUUUCGCUCUGGGGCUUUUGGCGGUUGGCCUGCGAGAGCUGCUGACUGGCUUCGAGGAGAACAGAUGCAGUAUGACCUAUAUGUUUGAAUACCCAGAGUACCGGCGUGUGGCUCUGCCUCGUCGUGUUGCCAGACUGUACCCAGCGUACGGGCUCUACCUGUACGGAGAGGGUCUGUACGCCCAGGAGACCCGAGCGCUGAAACUCACCGGUGCCCCUGUGCUAUUCCUGCCUGGAAAUGCUGGAAGUUAUAAACAAGCUCGCUCCCUGGGCUCGGUGGCCCUGAGGAAGGCUGAAAACAUGGAGGGAGGUCUCCACUUCAACGUGUUCACCGUGGACUUCAACGAGGAGCUGGUGGCGCUUUACGGUGGCAGUUUGCUCCGGCAGACUCACUUCCUGCAUGAAAGCAUUAAGGCCAUCCUGAGGCUGUACAAGCAUCUGAAGACCCCUCCCCAGAGUGUGGUGCUGGUGGGUCACUCCAUGGGAGGAGUGGUUGCUCGGGCGCUGUUCACGUUGCCUCGCUUCAACACCAACCUGGUCAGCCUCAUCAUUACCCAGGCCUCUCCUCACCUGGCUCCAGUACUGGCCCUGGACCCAUACCUGCUGGAUUUCUACUCUGCAGUGAGACAGAAGUGGGUGAACCGGGCAAACAAGCUCAGAAACAUCACAGUCCUGUCUGUUGGGGGUGGUUACCGUGACUACCAGGUCCGCUCUGGCCUAACAUCCCUGCCUUGUCCUCCGGGAGACCCCAAUAAGUUGUCACUGGUGGCGACUGCAGUUCCCAGGACGUGGGUCUCCACUGACCACCUCUCCAUCGUUUGGUGCAAAGAGCUUGUUCUUGCGACCGUCAGGGCGUUCUUUGACCUCAUCGAUCCUGAAACCAGACAGUUCACAGAAAACCCGGAGAAGAAAAUGGUUGUGCUAAACCAUCACUUCAUCAGACAUCCUGUAAGGAUGUUGGGAGAAACUCAAGACACUUCCAUCUCCAUCUUAGAUUUCCCUGAAGCGUGGAGUGAAGUGAACACACUGCGUCUGGUUUACAGCACACCGAAGGAAGGACAAGUCAAAUAUUUCCUGUUUGCUCUGUCGAGUCGGAGGAAAGCCUACAGCCAUUUCUACUGCCGCAGCAACAACCUGGAGAUGACCAGCUGGGUGUACGGCUGCAUGCACAAAAACGGUUCUUCAUGUGUGCGUGCUGUAGAUCUGUCUAUGGGAACUGAGCUUCUGCCUCCAUACAAGGUCCUGAUUCUGAGUCUCAGCGACUUGUCUUCAUUUACUCAUCUGGUUGUUUCGGCUUCCAACCUGAACGGUCGACAGUUUACAGUGGAGUGCGAGUGGCAGAGACAAGAAUCUCAGACUCUGUCUGUCCCAGCUCCACAUGUCCUGUCCUUCGGUUUGACUGUCAGUGAUGUUACGGUCAACUCCUCUGGACUUCUUCACACCAUCGAGCUGCAGCACUUUCACCAGGUGUAUCAGGCUUUCAGAAUUAAUGUUGCAAGCCAGUGCAAAGUCCAUAAAGAUAGAUUGUCCAAUGUGUACAGGAUCAUGGUACCCUGGUUUCGAGAGGACUCUUUAACCACAGUCAGUGUGCCCUCAGUUACUGAGAUCUCAGGGAUGCUCCACACAAGUCGUCCAGACAACACUUCAGGUGUCCUCCUUCAGCUCCACACUGCCCCCAACUGCCAGUAUAAGGUGUCAAUAAGGACUUCAUUACCCAGGGUGCUGGGACAGAUACUGAGGUUCUGUGGUCCUAUGGUGCCAGUGUACACAGCUGUAACUCUCCUCCUGGCCUGUGGGGGGCAGCUGUCCUCCAUCCUGAAGUCUAGGCAAGCUGCAGCCAUGAGCCAGGUGGUCGGCAGAGGCCUGCAGCCUCAUAAAGUCAACCUGCCCCUUUAUGUUCUGCACAUCUUACUUAGCUGCAGCUGGUUUCAAGAGGUCUGGUCCAUUCUGUGCCUCCCCCCUAUGGAUGCCCUCCCCCCAACAUUCCCUGAUGCAACGUUUCAUGAAGGCGUGCUACCAGUUGAAGAAUGGCCCCACCUCCUUUCCCCUCUGCUUUACAUUUUGGGGGCAGCUGUGGCGUACUGGGGGAGCACGCUGCUCUGUCUCAUUAUGCGACUGAUCUCAUUAAUAUUAGCUCCACUACACAGACCGUCUGUCUCCAGAGAUUGUGGCACCCUGCGACUGCGGACCCAGCUCCUCAUCACCCUCUGUCUGACUGUUCUCGGCGGGACUUCCUGUGGAGCAUUGUCAAUCUUUGCUGCUUUUCUGCUCCACCUCUACAGAGUACUGAGGUUACAGAUGACAGAAAGGUCUUUGAGUCACAUGCUGAACCUGGCACCGCGGAAGCACAAAGAAACUGAGAAUGGCACAGUCGAUGCUGAGUGCUUGGACAGGUCUAAAGAAUGUAACGGCGCCCCCCUGCUGUCAGAGUGUGCUCUGCAGGAGGUGAGGGAUGACCUGCAGCUCCACCUCUGCCUAUCAGCACUCUUCACACUGCCUGUCAUGCUCAGCGCACCCUCACUCAUCCACUGGAUCCGCAACCUGAGAUACUCCACCCAGUUGGAUCCUGACCCUUGCUGGCCACACAUUGUGCCUCUAAUUAUUGUGUACAUGCUGCUUAUUGACUGCAACACUUUAAAACUCUGCAACAGCAAACUCCUGCCUCUGACUUCCUGCCUCCCUCUGCCCUUGGCCAUUACCAUGGUGACCUUCUCUCCACUCCACCUCUACAGAGUCACCUACUUCCUGCUGGCGACACUCAUCCCCCUGGCCUCGUGUUGUCUGCUCUGACGGUAUCUGGCUGGUUUCAGUCUUCAUCUCUACCAUAACAAGCCUUUCUCUAAGUUACAGCCUGACUCACUGCAGCUGGUUCAGACUGAUUUGUCCCAAAAAGACUUGAUGUAUCAAACUGCCAUGGAGCAGAGCCAUAGACAUACAUAGCUUGGGGAACUGCCUGCUCAAUGUUAGCACUAAAAGCUCCAUGGCGAUUACACUACGUUUUUAAAUGAGAGGAUGUAAAGGCCUUGGAGCAUUUGGUGCAAAUAUGGCUCUGUUGGAUUGACCUGAAACCAAGUUUGCCUUACUCUGUAUAUCUAUAGCUCUGCCUUCAAGGAGCAAGAACUCCACAACCAGUGAAGCUACUGAUACUAGAGAUUCUCAACAGGGUGUUACUGUUAGUUUUCUUUUUUUGUUCUUUCUAGUGUCCUACAGUGGCAUCUCCCACUGUGGUCUCUAUGCUGUGAACUCUCUCACUGCCUACCGCUUAGCAAUGACUUACAGUUGUGUGUAACUGUCGUAGCGCUGCCGCAAAACCAGUGGCUGUGCCAUAAAUUCAUUCCAUAAGAAAAAAUCCAAAGUAAUCAUGUUUACAUUCUCUGUUGACCUUUUUUUUUUUUUUUAUUAUUAUUAAUAUACCACAACAGUGGCGAUUAUGAAGGUUUGCACUGGAAAAGGUUUGAGUACAUGUGCAGGUUCAAGUGUGUCUCACAUUAUUCAGAAGAAGAUUAUGGUCUACUCCAAGUUCUCUACAAGACAGUGGUGGAGCUCAGUUUCAUGAGGGUAAUCAGACUGAAGUAUGCAGUAUCCAUUACCAGCCGCAACAGCGUGGUUGGUAUUGUUUUCACCUUGUGUGGGUAUGUGUGUGUGUGUCAUCAUGGCAAAUUGUGGUCCUGGAGACACCUACUGUAACAGGAACUACCACAGAGGUGGUUUUUAGGACUUUGGCAGGUGACUGUCUGUCUGUGGACAGAUUUUGAUACUGAUGUGUCACAACCUGCAAGAUACAGUCAUGAAACUUUACAGGUGUGUAGUUGACAUCAAAAUGAUGGCUGAGUUUGAAGAUGGGUGUGGUCCAACCCAUGAGUACUGAGUGCUCAUGCAAUAAUAGAGUUGUGGUUCUGUUCAGACCUGGCAUGAACAUCCGAUCACAAGUGGUCAGCUCUUCAGGUGUGAACGCACCCGAGACUGGCACACUUCUGGGAUGCGAUCACUCAGACCACAUUCAGAGGUGGUGUGGACCACAUGUGGCCACAUUGCUUUAGCAGUGUGAACAUGAAUGUGUCCUGAGCCACACUGAAGGACCAACUACUCUACUGACGUCCUCUGACAGUCUGAUUAGUCCCAACAGUUUCAUCAUCAACCCAAAAGAUUUUACUAUUUCAAUAUCACAGGUGGUCACUUGAGACACAUGUGGAGACAUUUUAAUUCCAGGUCUGAAGAGGGCUAAUGACUGCUGAGUACUCGUAUAAUAAUGUAGUAACCACUGAGAACACCACUGAUCACAGCAGCUGCGACAUUCUCACCCAGUACUCCUCGGUGAGAACGUUGCAGCUGCUUUGAUCCCAUCACAAGCUGGUUUCUAGUUAUGUAGUGCCACAUAAAUCUGUGUCUUAUCUGUUGUUUAUUAUAGUGACUCACACUUUCAUGUCCUCUCUGUAGGCAAUAGUGACUGUUAAAUGGCUUGGGGCUUAUCUAAAAGAAGCACCUAAUAGUCUCAUAGGCAGAAAUAAUAGUGACACAUUUUUUAAUUGGAGAGAAAUGAGCCAAGAAAUCAAAUGAUCUAAAAUCCUCACAUUGGUGUUGUGCAUGUGCAAAAGCUUUAUGCCUCCACUUUAACUAAUCAAAACCAGUCCAUCUCAGCCGCCCUGCAUGUUCAGCUGUUCACUUGAUAAAGUCAACAUAAUGGACAUGUUCACAGCACUAAUUUCCUCAGUACAAUUACACCAUCAUGUUAUAGUCAAUCUCAAUCUGCUGAGUUUCUCUUUCUCACAGAAAUACUCACACUCACUCCUUUUUCCUGAUUUGCUGUUCUUGUAAAACUACCUAAGAAUUCUUGCACAGAUAUUUCAAAUUAAAAGGUCCUUAGUGGGUCAUAAUCCUUCCUUUUUCUCAUUAGGUUUUUGUUUUUUUGAAAAUGCAAGAAGUGUUUAGUUUCACUGCCUGUAGCUUAACUUUGGUUAAAGCUACAGCAAAUUAGGCAAAGUCAAAACAAAUUUAUUAGUGAAUGAAAAUAAAAUAAUAUAUUUGAUUUUCAAAAAGAGACUUGGUAGCACUGAUAGAAUUAACGCUGUUGAUGUGCAUGUUAUGUUGAACUUAACUGCUAAAAACUGUCCUCAGUGGUGUUGUGACAGUGCAGCAAUAGUUUGUCACCAAAAAGUGUCCUGCUCCACCACUGCUUCAGUAUCAGUAAUUGAUAUUAGCUGAUCUGAUCACUCCUGUAAACCUGCGAUCUCCCUGCCAGCUGCUGAAUUGCAGGAUAAAAACGAGCAGCUCUGAACAGAGUCGAGCUAACAGAAACAUUUUGAAUGCACAGUCACAAGCUAACUAGAUGCUGCUCAUUGUUGUCCUGGCAGGUCGCUGCUCAAUCAGUCAACAUCCAGCAACAGUAGUCACCUGUCGCACAAAAACAAGCAGCUGGCAGAAGCUGUACUUUAUAGUCUAUAAUCUAAUUCACCUCGUAUGAGGCUGUGUAAUAUAUGAAUGCGUCCUCUGGAAGACCUCUUCUUUUUACUCAUACUGUCAACCAAUAUUCAUAUAUCAUGUGAUGUAGAUACAUUGUGCACAUGCAAUGUUGAUAACUUUAUUGCUCUGGGUCACAGUGGAUGUAAUUAGGCUGAUCAAAAGAAACAGACUUGAGUGUCAAAGUGAGAACAGAUUUCUUUAGUUUGAUCUGAAUUAAACAUAAAAUAUAAAAGAGGCUUUUGUAGCUGAAGCUUUUAUUUUGACAUUAAAGUAUUAAGUAUAUAUACUUCUGUCGAUCAGUUUCAAAAACUCCUAAUCGUGUCCAGGGAGAGUCAAUGUUUUAAAACGGUACGAAGUUCACAGGGAGGUGCACCAGUGUAACGUUUGAUGCAGAAACCUCCAUGUUACAAACCUGGUCCAGUCUGUCUCUUUGUGCCAAAUUGGCAGCAAUGCACACGUGUUGGCAGGUUAAAUCUGAUUACACUGAGAGUUAAUGAGCUGAUUGUGAGAUAAUUGUGCUGAGCAGACAAAUUAGCAUACAGAGAUGGAACAAAUCAUAAAUAUUCGUUGGGUUUUUAUGUUAUGGACACAGUCACAUGUUGAAACUACAGACAAAGGGUCAUAAUGACUUGUCAUUACUUGUGGUUGUUGGUAUUUUUAUACAGUGGGUGUGUGUUGUUGUUGUUGGUGAAGCUUUGGCUCAGCGAAGUUUAAAAGGCAGACGGCUUACUUUGUCUAAGCCUGUUCAGUGUUGCAGCUGAUUCACAUGUACAGUAUGAAUCAAGCUUCAGGCUUUUAAAGGGAGAAUUUAAACCUCAAGGCAUUAGUGGAAAUUGCUUUUGCCUUCUUCUGCUACAGUACUGGGGUUAAUAAGGGAAUUUUCUUCAUGGUUACAGUUUAUUAAGGUGUGGUUAGUUAUCUUAAUGGCCGAUGUACAGGUGAAUAUUAAUGACCAAGGAGUCCACCACCUUUUGUCUUUUCAAAUCAACUUAAUUACUCUAAAACUGAUCACAAAUCUGCUGGUCUGAAGUCAGGAGUACAGCAAGUCUUGAAGUUAGAAGAACAAAAAAAAAACAAACCUUGUGACCAUUUGAAUGUUAUUUUUAUUAUGUAUAAGAACACGUUGAUUUCUUGCAGUUCCAGAUUUUAACUUUUUAAACGCUAUUGAGAAGACGAGCCUGCAGUUGUUCUGUAUUUUUAUUACUGUCAACAAAACCCAUGAAAAGACCAAAAUGGACGAUGUGUAAAUCUUAACACUCUCUGGUUCCUUACCCUGUCUAUGGCUCUCACCCACACUCACAACUGUUAACAACUAGAAUGGCACCUAGUAGAGCACAGACCUUCGCCAAGACCAAACAAUCCUACACAUGUCGGUCACAUCUGGAUUAUCAUCUGGAUCUGCACAACACUCUACAAAGUCAUAAAUCUCAACACCAUUAAUGUGUCUGAUUUUGGACAUCAAGACCCAAGCAUUGUUUCCUGAGAACUAGAAAAUAUGACGAUCCCUCGCAAUAUUAAGGAAAGGGAUUUAAGAAAAUUCCUGGAGCUGCUGCUUUAACCAAAGUUGAGUUCUUCCCUGGCCCGUGCUCCAUCCCUUCACCAAUUUUACGUAGUCCCGCUGACAAACAAACAAACAGACACAGGUGAAAACAACAAAGAAAGUAAUUUCCCAAAACAGCUGAGAACUGUAGUUUUUAGCAAAAUUUACUCAAACAGUAAGCAGUGUAUUUACUGGGGACUAUUUUCAGCUGCGGAUUAAUCCACAUUUAGUGCUGUACUGAGUAUUUGCAGCAGCAGGAGAGUGUAUGUGGAAUUGAAUCAAAAAUAAACUAGAACGGUGCAACAGUGCGGCUAGUGGACAAUAGUGGAGCUCUAACACUUAUCAGGAAUAAUAUCAAGCUAAAGGAAACAUACACUAAACUUAAGGAUCAAUUCAUUGUUGGUUUUGGUCUUUUUGUGGGGUUUGUUGACAGAACAGGACUUAUCCUUUAAUUCAAGGUAUAAGAAGAGGACAUAAUAUUUGAUAUCAUGAACCUUUUGGAUUUAAAUGGAAUGAAUCAGAUGGGAAAUUCUGCCACCACACUUGUUUCAAACCAUCAUGUAGAUUGUUGCAAUGGAAACUGUUUCCUGUGUGGUGCAGUGUGUUGUGUGUUUUGAGUGUAGUGUGCUGUUAUGGCAUAUAAGCCUUAUGUUUUUUUUUGUUUUUUUUUUCUUGCCUUUUGAAUUCAGUUUUUGUUGCCAAUGACUUUUUAAGCCAAUUAACCGUUGCACUCACAAUGACACUUAAUGAAUCAGUUUCAUAAAUCUAUGUAAUAUAUUAGAUGAUUUCGAAUUAAAGAAAACAAUUGAUUUAUACACGGGUGUUCUGACGUCAAAGAUGAGCGGUAUAGCUAAUGGAGGGAAAGUCUUCAGAUGUCAGAAUAUCCAUCGAGCAGCUGUUAGAUGAGACGCCAAAACCUGAUGGUUUAGUAUCUGCUAAGAGUUGACUUUUUGUUGUUUUUAUUUUAUUUUAUUCCUCUCUGUGUUAAAACUGUGUCUUACUGUUCUUGCUUUAUGUCACAUCUUCCCGCUGUUGCUCACACCCCCUCACGCCAGUGAAGCAGCUGCUGUGCCUUUCUGCUUUCUCGUGGAUGCAGCAGUGCAUCUGUUUCCUACUUGCCUGAAUGUUUAAUACCAUUCAGUCCUCAGCAGCAGUGUACUGGCUCACUGAUAAAAAGGCCUAUUGUAAAUGUAGAUUUACUCCACUGUCUCUGUGCGACUCCCCAAAAUCCUCAACACAGUAGUAGGAUUUUAGAUCUGUGUGACUUUAUAAUUACUAGACACUAAAGAUAAGUUAAUUAGGGACCAGUCAAGCUUGCCCCCUCAGGCAAAUACACAAUCAUACAUCAAUACGGUCUGCAAAGACACCGCAGUUGUUCCCAAUGUGAAUGUACCUGCACUGAAUGUCUCUACGUGUGUUUGAAUUUAUACAAUACCAGUGGUGUAAGUGAUCAGCUUUUCUGUGCACUUGUCCGUUUGGUGCAGUUUUAGUGCUUUGACAUGCACAUCGUCUGCCUCGUUGUGAAUUGGUGGCAUACACGACUUUGUAGAACAAAUUAGUAGAGAUGAGAGUUACGUUUUAUAUCAAUAUAAUCGUGAUUUAUAUCGGUGUUCACUGUGAUGAUGUCGUUCCAGAUGUUCAGACGUACACUUGGUGGGGUUUUCCUUCCAAACUGAAAAAUCCACACAAUUUUAUUAUUUUUUUCACACAUUAAUGUUUUGGGAUAUUAGCUGUUUAAAAUUAGGUUUGUGUGUUUUUGUCUCUUGUCUAAAAUGGAUCAUCUCUCAUUUUAAAGUUAGAAAAUCAGCAAAUAAAACAUAAUUCUUUGUCAUAAAGGUUCCUCGAAUACGUCCAAAACUAGGUUGAAAGCUUUAAAGUUGGACUGAAAUAAUGCAGGGAAUCUGAUUCUCUUAUUUCAUUAACACUCAAGCUCAAAUACUGCCAUUUUAGAACCAGUUAAACAAACUGUGGUCCUGUUGGUCCCCGUGUUAUAGUGCAGCUGUGAUACAUGCACAUCUAACAUAGUUUGAAUUGAAAGGAAUAUUUACAAUGAAGCAGCAAGCGAAUACAUUAUUUCUCUGCUUUAACAUUAUUGUCAGUUAUCUCUAUUAAAAAGCCUCUGGGUGUAGAAAAAGAUGAAGUUGAACAAACAUCCAUAAUUUAUGCAAUUCAGGUAAACUGUAAGCUAGUAAAAAUGGCAGCAUUAUUAGAAUAGUGGUCAUCAAAUCUCAUGUCAGUUGUAAUUUUAACUGACAACUUAAUUAUAUAUUUCAGAACCUACAGUUUCAUGAGCAAAAUAUUUUAGUCUGACCUGUCUGUCAUGGUGUCUUUACUUUGUGUCUUCCUGACUUGGACAGUUAAGUGUCGGUCAUUAACUGGAUUUUUUUUUGUUUUUUUUUUACACCGUCUUCAGGAUGCUGCACAGAAAGUGGGCGAUACCUCUGUAUUGUUAUCUAUUUUUUGACUAUUUAGCAUACACGUAUGCAGCACAUACAGUAGGAUCCCAAUAAACCAUCAAAUAUCCUGCUGAGAGAUGUCUGUCUAAAUCCAUCAUUUAUCACAGUACGAUUUCUCUCUUAUUUCUAUGAGCUCACAUUUUUUGUUUCCCAAAUUAUUGAGCGUUUGAGUCAAAGCACACAGAGACAAAUCACUUGUUCCACUCACUUGAUCACUGUAAACUUGGCAAAUGCUGUGCAGCUGCCAAAAAGCCAAACUGUUUUCUUUUUUUUUUUAAAUAAUCAACCAUGAAAUUAAAAGAAUAGUAAUGUUAAUAAUAUUGACUGAGAGACAGCGGUGGUUCUUUGUGCUCACUAUCAUUUUCCUUACCAAGUAAUGAAAACUAUUUGGUAAUAUGAAAGUAAAAACAUCAUACUAAAUGUUACUGCUGUCUGUAAGUGCUUUAAAGUCUGGUAACUCCAUCAAUUUCCUUUAUUCUGCUUCUGCCUCGAGUGACUUUAAAACGUAUAACCUCCGGCUAGCUGUUCCUUGUUGUGCAGAACUAGUUAGUCCUCUGACAUUUACUGUUCUAGGUAAUUAGGUGCAAGAAAUGAAAAAACAGGCCCUUUCACAUCCAAGGGAUGGUUCUUUUUAAUUUAUAUUUUCCGGUGAGGCUCUAAUGUGGAAGAGUAUUUAAUCCUCAGGUUUAAGCAUUGUGUCAAAAUUGAUUGCUUUGGUGUUUUUGUAUUUCUCACAUUUUUAUCUGAUGUCAUUGUAAAUGGGCAAACUGUGCAAUUUUGGCACCAUUGUUGUUGCAAUAAAACCAAGAAAAUAA
Molecule: messenger RNA, 10403 nt
Organism: Seriola aureovittata
Lineage: Eukaryota; Metazoa; Chordata; Actinopteri; Carangiformes; Carangidae
Gene: pgap1
Product: post-GPI attachment to proteins inositol deacylase 1
Exons: 26
Coding region: 106-2922 (938 amino acids)
Biological process (GO): GPI anchor metabolic process; endoplasmic reticulum to Golgi vesicle-mediated transport
Cellular component (GO): endoplasmic reticulum
Molecular function (GO): phosphatidylinositol deacylase activity
Source: RefSeq, a predicted model, not a curated record